AUGGCUUUUGAAAGACGAGCAAAAAAUAAGCGUCAUAACCCAGUGGAAAGCAUUUGUAGGAAGAUCCAGACUAUACAGAAGAGGGACCAGUCUUCACAUCCUACAGUUCAGAUGGUCAGAUUUCAUUCUAGGAAUUUUGAUAAUAUUUACACUAACACAGUGGAAAUUUUUGAAGAAACACUGAAUAAGAUGAAUGCUGGAUAUUCUUGUGAACCAGAAGCUUACUUCUCAGAUCUUGAGAAAGUUGAUGAUUCUGAUCUUCAACCUUUGUCUUCUACCACUCAAUAUACCUCUCAUCUCAACUCUCCUGAAAAGGCAACACAUUCUUUCAUUCUCCAAAGACCAGAAUGGAAACUAGGAACCUAUGUUGAUAAAGGAAAUAUGAUCCAAAAUGUUAGCCAGAUCUGUGAAGAACUACUAACAAGUAUUUUUUAUGAUUGUGCUAAAAAACAAAGAGGCAAAGUAGCUGUUUCUAAAAUAAUGGAUUAUUUGAGACCUAUAACUAACUGGGACUGUGAAGACAAUGACCUUGAAAAGCUGUGGACAAUGUUUGACCCUGAAAAGAGAGAUCUGUUUGUGGAUUUGGAGACUUAUCAUGCCGUUAUGAAAGAAUGGAUAGCAGAUUGUAGAAACAGAUGGGGAAGAGAGAAGAACGAAAUGAGUUCUGCGGAAGAUUCUGUCUAUAAAGCUUGGCGUAGUCAGAAGUCAGUUAAGAUGACCUCAAAUUCAGUGACUGUCACAUCAGGGAGCUUUGAGUCUUUUGGUGGAGAUACAUGUAAAGAUGAUUUAGAGACCUCUGACUUGAUUACAUGUGUGGCAGACCUGCAGUUUAACAAACAAAAACUCCAAGAGGAAAACACCAAAUUUAAGCUGGCAUUGGAAGCUCUAGAGGAAGCCAACAACCAGUUAACAGAAGACUGUUAUGAAUUGCACAACCAAAUGAAAAGUGCCCAACAGUCUAUUAAGAGAACAAAUCUUUUAAAAGAAGAACUGGAGGAACUGAAAAUUAACUUGAAUGUCUCAGAAGAGGAGAAAACCAAAAUAGUAACUCAGAAUAAACAGUUAGAAAAAGAAAAUCAGGCCCUGAUUCUUAAGAUCCAGAAUCUUCAAGAGGAGAAUAAAAGGAAUGUCAUGGAUAUAGAUAGAUUGGAAAGGAAGAUUGAAGAAUUGACUAAAAGUGAGAUUGAACACCAAAUGAAACUACAUAUGUGUGAGAAUGCUUUGCUUAAUAAAGAUGCAAGUCUGCAUAAGAAAGAUUUACACAUGGAAGAUCUUAAGUCAGUCCUUGUGGAAUACAGCACAGCCAUAGAGAAUUUACGAGGGGAGAAAAAUCAGCUGGUGCGUGAGUUGCAGCAAUCAAAACAGGAGCUUCUAUUAAAUGGAUUCCACUGGCAUGUCAAUGGGCAGCUUUACAGGGGCAUUCCUGAAGGCCAGAAAUCAUUGCACUCUGAACUUAUACUUGUUCAGUCUACAGAGGUCAGUGGAUCAGAAUGGUUAUACAGUUCAAUCAACUCACCAUCUCUGGAUGACAUAAUGGACAAAGAGAAGAUGGUGUUGCUGAGAAAACCCCAACAAACAGGAACAGAAUUUACUGCUACCCUUCAGAAAUUGCAAGAAGAAGUCUCUGAAAUUGAAACGCUUAUUGCUGCUUCUCUUCAGUGGGUAACUGACCCAGAAAUAAAUGUGAAGGAAAAAUGGGAAGACAAGCUUACAGAUCUCAGACAUGACCUAGAAACAAAGCUAAAUCUCUGCAUUCUAAAACUGAGCCUCUUGGGAAACUACAAAGAAUCUCUUGAUGAACAGUUUCUUAAAGUGGUAGGGAAUCUGAAGAGAUCCGAGCACAAAUAUCACCAUGUCAAGAAAGAAUUGCAUUUCAGAGAGAAACAGUUAGAAGCCAUUAAAAGGUCACAAGAAGAUGCAGUAAACGAGGGAGACACAUUUAGGAAGCAGCUCCAAGAAGCCAUCAAACAAGUGGAGAAUGCUGAGCGGCAGGCUAAGGAUCAAGAACAGGCCCUCCAUGCUGCCAAGGAAAAAGCUGAGUCUUUGCAGCACAAGUUGGAGGAAGCUGUUUCUGAAGGGCAAGAUUUCCAAGCAUUAAAUAGCACCUCAUCAAAUGCUUGCCAGAUACUUGGACAGAAGACAAGAAAACUGAAACAUGCCUUACAACUAGACAGCUUAACAAAGACAUCAAGGCUGAAUAAAGCAAAUCUCUCAUGUAUAUCAAACGGAGUCCAUUUUUCAUCUGAAAGAUCAGACUAUGGAGAAGUGAAAGAUGAGUCUGCUUUGGACAUAACACUCAAAGGACACAAGUGCUCAGUCAUCUCAGUUGGUGUCCAGACAAUUGCAUAUUUUCUUGUUUCCACCACAAUGGACGAUCUAUGUGUGAAGGAGAGCGUGGUUCAUCAGUUACCACCUGAUGAUUUACUGCAGGCCAGUGAGUAUCCUACAGCACUCCCUGGACGCACUUCUUCCAUGAACAAUCCGGUACCCUCCAGUGAUUCAAGCUCUGGAUUUUUGACUACGGCCUCUGAUCAUCUUGAUUCCAUAUUGCAGUAUGAAAAAGAGGAAACAGCACCAUCAGCUUCUAUAAUGAUAGAAAACCAAGGUAAAAAUUUAGCUAAUGAAGAUGUUCCAUUUCACAUCUCUAAGGAUGAAAAGAAAACCACAUUAAAUUUGCAAACCAAAGAAGGACCUGAAGCAGUUAUGGAGUGUAAAGAAGAAUAUGCCAUUGGAGGAGAAACUGCUGCUUCUGCUAUUCCGGUAACCAGUGUUAAAUCAGUCAGCUUUAGACAAAGUGACCACAGCAUUUCUACAAAUGAAAAAGAGGUAGAGGCCGAAUUUCUUAGAUUAUCUUUGGGAUUUAAAUGUGAUUGGUUUACCUUGGAGAAAAGAGUCAAGCUUGAAGAGAGGUCUCGGGAUCUGGCUGAAGAGAAUCUAAAGAAAGAGAUCACUAACUGUUUAAAGUUAUUAAAGUCUUUAAUAACUCUCUGUGAAGAUGAUAACCAAGCCCAAGAAAUCAUUAAGAAGCUGGAGAAGAGUUUAAAGUUCCUUAACCAGUGCACAAUGAGAGUUGCUAGCAAGGCAGAGAUGCUGGGAGCCAUUAAUCAGGAAAGCCGAGUCAGUAAAGCAGUGGAAGUAAUGAUUCAGCAUGUUGAAAACUUGAAGCGAAUGUAUGCCAAAGAACAUGCGGAAUUAGAAGAGCUGAAACGAGCCCUCCUUCAGAAUGAAAGGCCUUUUAGCACCCUUGAAAAUGAAGAUGACACUCAAACUAAAAAGCGUUCAGCAUCUCUAAAUUCUAAGCCAUCUUCUCUUCGAAGAGUCAGCAUUGCAACCUUGCCCAGGAAUUUUGGAAAUACAGGACUGAUGUCAGGAAUUGAAAAAAACGACCGCUUCAGUAGGAGGUCAAGUAGUUGGCGUACUUUGGGAUCAAAGCAAAGUGAACAUCGUCCAUCACUUCAGCACUUCAGUAGUACGUAUUCUUGGGCUGAUGAUGAAGGAGAGAAAUGUGAUUCAAAAGAUAAAGAAGAAUCAGAACCACCUGCUGAAGAAAUUUCAGAGGAAACAAGAAAGCUAAGCCUUUCUGAAAAGAAGAAAAAUCAAUCCAGAUGGGAUGUUUCUUCACUUUACGACAUGGGAACAACCUGGGCGUGUGAUCUCAAGACCUCCUUCCAAAAGACAAAUCUAACCCUCUGGAUUUCUGUCGUGUUUAUUGUACUGUUUGCAGCUUUUAUGAGUUUUCUUACAGGCCGAUUUUUCCAAUGGCCUGUAGAUGCUGCUCCUGUAGAAAAUGGGGGCUCCUGGACUUCCCUCCAACAAACUUUGUGGCCAUACACCAAACUCCAACACAAUGGGCCCCCACCAGUAUAAAUGGCAACAGCAAUCACAUGAUGAGUUUUAAAUGACCUGCAAAUUGGUCAUUUAAGUCUGGAAAGUUGCUUUACUAUUUUAGUAUAAAAAAGUGAAACAUAGAAAAACCUCCACCUUUUAAAAAUGUUACUGUCAUUCUUAUGUUCCCGAUAAUUUUCUAAAAGUAAGUUAAUGAAAUAGUGUUCACUUCUCAAACUCCAUAGGAAGUCUGAUUUUUAGUGAACCUUACGAAGAAAGUUUGUACUGUUUUAUCCACUGUGAAAUGUUAAAGAAAUAAAGAAUCAUUACAGUUUUAAUACAA
Molecule: messenger RNA, 4168 nt
Organism: Vombatus ursinus (common wombat)
Lineage: Eukaryota; Metazoa; Chordata; Mammalia; Diprotodontia; Vombatidae
Gene: IRAG2
Product: lymphoid restricted membrane protein
Exons: 36
Coding region: 1-3867 (1288 amino acids)
Cellular component (GO): endoplasmic reticulum membrane
Source: RefSeq, a predicted model, not a curated record